Molecule: messenger RNA, 762 nt
Organism: Tetrahymena thermophila SB210
Lineage: Eukaryota; Ciliophora; Oligohymenophorea; Hymenostomatida; Tetrahymenidae
Exons: 3
Source: RefSeq, a predicted model, not a curated record
GUUUAGUAAAGAUAUGAAAAUUUUAAUAAUAUUUUGAUAAAAUAUUUUUAAGAAUUUAAACAAGAGAAAGAGAUUUUUAUUUGUCAUUUAUUUAUUUUUGAAUUAUGUAAAAUUUACUUUUUUAAAAAACAUUAAGGAAGAAGAAAUUACUGUUAAAAAUUUAAAAGAAAGUAAGGCAUAUUUUAGAAAUAAAUAAUUAAAUAGAAGUGCCAAAGACAAUAUAAAAACGUUGAAAAACUAAUUCAUUUUGCAAAAAAAAAAAAAAAUAGGUAGAAAAUAAAUAAAAUAAUAGAUUCAAAUAUGUAAUACGAUUAUAUUAGCGAUAAUUAAUCUGUGUCAUCAAAAAGAUCAGAUGUUACACAGUCUCACUUUGGAUAUUUACCAAGUAACCACCAUGCUGUAAUUAACUAGCAUUUAGCUUUCACUGAUCCGAUUUUAUAAAAUAAUGUUAAUGAGAAACCAUUUAGACCCACUUUGAAGUAAACAAACAUGUACUUAUAAAAGUCAGUAGUUUUUGAUUUAAAUAGCCAAGAUAGAAUUAAAAAAGAAUACUAAUGGAAACCUACAAUUUAAAAAAGCUACUUAAAUAAGGAGAGUAGUAAUACAUACGACAUUUAUCCUGGUAAACCAAGACAAAACCACUAAUAAUCCAAUCCUCAUAGAAACCCAAUUUUGCAAGGAGACGAAAAGAGCUAUUAUAUUAAACAAUAAAAAGUUAGAAAAGAAUUUGCUCCAGUGAAUCAAAUAAAUAGAUUACAAUGA